Messenger RNA from Phalacrocorax carbo (great cormorant), 8811 nucleotides. The record is from RefSeq and is a predicted model, not a curated record. Lineage: Eukaryota; Metazoa; Chordata; Aves; Suliformes; Phalacrocoracidae.
CGGAGCUGGGGCGGGGCCGCCGCCGCCGCCGCCACCCGGGGUCUCGCCGUCCGGCCGGCCAUGGGGGAGGCCGGGCCGGGGGCCGGGCCGGGGCCCCGGGAGACGCCGGAGCCUGAGGAGGACGAGGCGGCGGCGCCGGCGUCGGGCGGCGCACGGUGGGGCCGGGCUGGGCCUCGCGGCGGCAUCCGGGUGCUGAAGAGAAAUGUGAAGCGCAAUGGGAGCAGGAGCUGUUUGAACAGGAGUCGCUUCGGUUCCCGUGAGAGGGACUGGCUGAAGGAGGACGUCAGACGAGGCUGCGUGUAUGUUUAUGGAAGAGAUUCUGCAGCCACUGCUUCUUCAGACUUGCGCUUGGUCCUCUGUACAGUGGACACCCCAGCAUCUGAGAUAUGUGAUGGAGAAGGGAGGAGAAACCUCUUUUUGCAGCUUCAUGGAGACCUGGUCAGGAGGCUGGAGCCCACAGAAAAACCCCUUCAGAUUGUGUAUGACUACUUGGCUGGGUUGGGUUUUGAUGAUCCUGUCAGAAUGCAGGAAGAGGCAGCAAACUCUGAUCUCAGCUGUAUGAUUCGCUUUUACAGUGAAAAGCCAUGUCAAGUGGAACAGUUAGAUCGCAUCCUGCUCUCUGGAGUCUAUAAUGUACGCAAAGGAAAGACCCAGUUGCACAAGUGGGCAGACCGGUUGGUAAUUCUCUGUGGUACGUGCCUCAUUGUGUCCUCUGUGAAAGAUAGCCACACAGGGAAGAUGCACAUCUUGCCUCUCGUUGGAGGGAAGGUGGAAGAGGUGAAACGACGGCAGUACACACUUGCUUUCACAUCUGCUGGAGCACAAGCUCAAACGUACCAUGUUUCCUUUGAAUCACUGGCAGAGUGUCAGCGGUGGCACCGACAGGCGUCCAUGGUUGUGUCUAUGCGACUUGGCAUGGUUGAUCUUUCAUGCUACAGCCUUGAGGAAAUACCUGAGCACCUCUUCUACAGUCAAGACAUCAUCUACCUCAACCUACGACACAAUUUUAUGAGAUCAAGUGGAGCAGGGAGUCUUGACUCUCUUUGCAGGUUUUCUCAGUUGAAGAGCCUGAACCUGUCUCAUAACAGACUGGGAGAGUUUCCUGUAUCACUGUGCGAGAUCUCUACUCUGACGGAGCUUAAUAUUUCCCGUAAUGGACUUCAUUACUUGCCAAGCCAGAUUGGCAAACUGUUGAAUCUCCAGACCUUCUGGCUUGAUGGGAAUUUCCUCACAUCCUUACCAGAAGAACUGGGAAGUCUGCAACAGCUCAGCUGUCUUGGGCUUUCCUUCAAUAACUUUUGUGAACUGCCAGCAAUUUGUGAGAAACUUGUCAUCUUAGAUAAACUAGCCCUGGCAGGGAACUCACUAGAGACCCUGGAUCUUGCAGCACUGAACCGUAUGAGUCACAUCAAAAGUGUGGACCUGAGGCUGAACAACCUGAAGAGAGCAGCAGCUGACACUCUGGAGGGGAACAAAUCUGUGACUUACAUGGAUUUACGAGACAAUCAGAUGACAGAUCUGGAUCUGAGCUCCUUGGGCAGCCUGGAGCAGCUGCACUGUGAGCGGAAUAAGCUGAAAGAGUUGACGCUGAGUGGCUUCUCCCUUCGGGCCCUCUAUGCCAACAGCAACUGUCUGACAGCUGUCAACAUUUAUCCGGUUCCUGGUCAACUGACAUGUCUAGAACUCUCUCACAAUCAACUGCAGUGUGUCCCGGACUGGGCCUGUGAAGCAAAGAAACUGGAAGUUUUGGACAUGAGCUACAACCUCCUUGUGGAGCUUCCAUCAAGGAUCCUCAGCAGCUUGAGCCUUCGGAAGUUGAUGGUGGGGCACAAUCGUCUGCAGAGCCUUCCACGUCUUCUAGAACACGUUCCACUGGAGGUGCUGGACCUUCAGCACAACCUGUUGACUCAACUCCCAGAGAUGCUCUUUGUCAAGGCUCUGAACCUCAGGUACCUGAAUGCAUCUGCAAACAGCCUGGAGUCCUUGCCCUCUGCAUGUACAGGGGAGGAGAGUCUGAGCAUGCUGCAGCUGCUUUACUUGACCAAUAAUAACCUCACAGAUCAAUGCAUCCCUGUCUUGGUGGGACACCCAAGCCUACGGAUCCUGCAUCUGGCAAACAACAACCUACAGACUUUCCCUGCAAGCAAACUCAGUAAGCUGGAGCACUUGGAAGAGCUGAAUCUGAGUGGCAACAAACUGAAAACAAUUCCCACAACAGUGGCAAACUGCAAGCUACUUCAUACGCUCAUUGCACACUCCAAUGAAAUCAGCAUCUUUCCAGAGAUCCUGCAUUUGCCCUGUAUUCAGUUUGUGGACUUGAGCUGCAAUGAGUUAACUGAAAUCCUAAUCCCUGAGGCACUGCCAGGUGCCUUACAAGAGUUGGACCUGAGCGGGAACACAAACCUGGUGCUAGAACACAAGACACUGGACAUCUUCAGUCACAUUACCACACUGAAGAUUGAUGCUAAGCCCUCCCUCACGGCAGACUCAGCACUCACUUCUACCUUCUGGAGUCACGGAGUAGCUGAGUUGGCGGGCCAAAGAAAUAAGCUGUGUGUGUCAUCCCUGGCACUGGGGAGCUUUGCAGAAGGGGUGGAGGCUGUGUAUGGCAUGUUUGAUGGUGAUAAGAAUGAGGAGCUGCCACGCUUGCUGCAGUGCACCAUGGCCGAUGUGCUCCUGGAGGAGGUACAGCAGUCAGACACCAUGUUCAUGUCCAACACCUUCUUGGUCUCCCACAGGAAGCUGGGCAUGGCUGGGCAGAAGCUGGGUUCCUCUGCUGUCCUUUGCUAUAUUCGUCAUGAUGUGGCUGAUCCAGCCAGCAAUUUUUGUCUGACGGUGGCCAACGUGGGGACGUGCCAAGCCAUUCUGUGCCGAAGUGGAAAACCACUGCCUCUCUGCAGAGUCUUCAGCCUUGAACAAUGUUCAGAAGAAGUCAAGAGAGUCAAGGAGCAAAAAGCCAUUAUAACAGAGGACAAUAAGGUCAAUGGUGUGACUUGCUGCACUCGGAUGCUGGGCUGCACAUACCUGCAUCCUUGGAUCCUGCCUAAACCACAUGUCAGUUCCAUUCCACUGACUGUACAAGAUGAGCUGCUACUUCUAGGGAACAAAGCUCUCUGGGAACACCUCUCUUACACUGAGGCUGUCUCAGCCGUGCGCCACCUACACGACCCACUAGCUGCUGCGAAGAAACUCUGCACUUUAGCCCAAAGCUAUGGUUGCCAAGACAAUGUAGGUGCAAUGGUGGUGUGUCUGAACAUCAGUGAGGACAACUGCACAUGUGAGAUGCAUGGCCUCACUCUGCCAGGUCCUGGGGGAUUUAGUUCCACCACCACCAAGCCAGCAACGCCUUCAUCUAGCAGUGGAAUUGCUUCAGAGUUCAGCAGUGAACUGUCUGCUUCUGAGGUUAGCAGUGAGGUGGGCUCUACUGCUUCAGAUGAACACAACGCUGUUGGUCUUGACAGCACCUUGCUACCGCGACAAGAGCGACGCUGCAGCCUACAUCCUGUGCCCCCCUCAGGCAUCUUUCAGCGCCAGCCUUCCAGUGCCACCUUCUCGAGCAACCAGUCUGACAAUGGUCUGGAUAGCGAUGAUGAGCAGCCUGUAGAAGGUGUGAUGACAAAUGGCAGUAAAGUGGAGGUAGAGGUGGACAUACACUGCUGUAAAGGAAAGGGCCUGGAGUUUGAACCUCCUGCUGCAGAGUACAGCUCCUCUGCUCCAGGGCCAGAGGAUGACUCUGGGCUUGUCCUCAUCAUUCAGAGACAGAACAGUGUAAACAGCAACACUGUGCAGAGAGGGGUCAAGGAAAAGUGUGAACUGCAAAAAUCUUUUUCCACAUGCUGUCUCUAUGGAAAGAAGCUUUCCAAUGGCUCCAUAGUGCCCUUGGAGGAGAGCCUCAACCUCAUUGAAGUGGCCACAGAGGCACCCAAGAAGAAGACAGGCUAUUUUGCUGCUCCGUCCCAGAUGGAGCCCGAGGAUCAAUUUGUGGUGCCACCUGAUCUGGAGGAGGAAGUGAAGGAACAAAUGAAGCAGCACCAGGAGAAUGGAGCAGAUCAGGAAAAGAAAGAGGAACAUACAGCAGCUCUGCCAGAGGAGUUUGACACAGCUUUGUAACCCUACAAGUACUGCUCCCACGUUGUCUGCCCCAGGAAGCUCUGUCCUAUAAGGGCUGUCUUGCCCUCCAAGGGAUCUGGGAGCUGGGAUCUGCAAGGAGUACAGGCAUCUGCAGCUUCCUUAGUGGAGUCAAGGAAGAAUUGGGAGUGCUAAGGUCCGGGCUGUCCACUUUUCACUGUAGUCUCAGUUGUUCCGUGAGCACUCAGACCAGAAGCUGAGCUCUGUGUUAGGGACUGUCUGGAAAUUGUGCAAGCACUAGGAAGAAGGCAGUGUUCCAACACCUGCAUGUAACUCCUUGAACCCUGAGGUUCUGCAGGAAAGGGGCUGACAUAUGUGGGUGGGGGCGGUGAGGAGGCUGCCGAGGGGGCAAUGUUCAGUGUUUGGAGUCCUGUGAAUAUUUCUGAUGCAGCCCUCCCUGGGCCCCAGCACCUGCCUUUGUUAUUCCUUGAAAGAAUACAGCCAGUUGCAAUGAAGCUGACCCAAGAAUGGUUUCCUACGUUAAUUGCAAGCACUUUUAUUGAUUGCACUUAAGCUGUUCUGCUCCCCUUCAGCCCAGCACUUUAUUAUUUAGGGUUAGGGGAGAGAGCACUCCACAACAGGUGUGGUGGGGGCUUUUCCUAAUGGAUGUUAGGGCAGUAGAAGACUCAGGGUACCAGUGUUCUGAUGAGCUCUGGUGCAGGGAUCAGCCUCUGCAGGAUAAGAAAAUACACAGCUGAGUGAUAAGCAGGUGCCUACUGAUGCAUUUUACAUGGAGCAUAGGAAAGAUCAGCUCUGAACUGUUUGACUAAGGUAAUGUGUAGAGCUAGUGCCUCUAGCUACAGAGCACAGACCCAGCUCAGCAACAGCUUGGCCAACUCCAUCAUGAAUGCUUCACAGUAGAGGCUUCCUGUAUCCAAAAGACAUGGGAUGAAACCUGGAGCUCAUGCUUGUUUCAGUGAGGUACUCAGUCUAAGAAGAAACCAGAUUGAAAGCAGUGGUAUGCCAGUCUAAGGGUAGCGAGCAGCAGGGCUGCCCUUCAUAUGCUGGGGAAGCAUUCAGUGCUCUGUUCCACCAACAAACCUCUGCACUGUUGGCUACAGCAUCUUUGCUUGCCUCUGAAAACAGGAGUCAUUCCAAACCCACAGCAACGUGCAUUUCAUGGUACAUGCCCGAUUUGGCCACAAACAAGGUGAAAGCAUACUUGUUUCUGCUUCUUAGCUUUCAAUGCAAAUGGAAAAAUAAAACUUUUUCACUGCAAAACAUCUUUAUCAGCCCUGGAAAAGAUGUUUAAAACAGUCUCACUAUGGUGAAUGGGCCCAUCAGCGCUCAGCAGAUGCACUGUGUUCCCAUUAGGAUUUUUGGUGCAGGGUGUAAGCUGGCUGCCCAUGUCAUCAUCUUGAGUGAGGGUUGUGAAAAGACCACUGCCCCUGUAGUGUGCAGAUCUGUCUUCCUUAGCUGGCAGAGGGCUGGACAGCAGCUGCCUCAGUCAUGGUGGUGCAAUAAUCCCGACUGUCAUGUGGGCUAGUGCCUUUAUUAAUUAUAUUUAGGAAGAAAACUUGAAAGUUCCUUCUCAAGAGCUCCAAGGGGCUUGAGUUGUAUAUUUUUGGAUCAAAUUCAGGCCUUGCUCAGAAGGAAAUACUGUGCAGACUACUUGUGGGAUUCUGUCAGUAUAGAUCUUUUGACAAAAUCUAACAGUUUUACUGAGAUUUCAAAGCACCUUGAAUUUCUUCUCACUAGGGAAAAAGAUGUAUUUUUACCAUACAUGAGAGUGCAACAUUUUAGGAUAUACCUUGUGCUAGUUACAAUGUAAUCAUGAAACACCCCGACUUUUUCCAAAGUUUAGUCUCACAAAUUUUGGCUGUUUAAAUGCCUGUUUCAUUUGGAAAUGGAGAUAAAAGCUAGUUCUCAGAAUCGCAGAAACAACAGCAUUUGGAUCCCUUAGGCAGAGUAACAACAGGAGAAAGGAUUCGAAAACUAAACCCCAAACCUUUCGUGUUCUCUUUGUAUAAGUAUGCAGAAAAGGCACAUCCCAAUGUAUUUGACUGUAACUUUUAAUUCUGUCACUAGUGAUUAUUUUACCAAAUGUCUGUGCCCAGCCCUACACUUUGAUACCUGACAGGGCUGCAAAGCAGCCUCUGUUCAGUAUGGGACUGAUGCAGAAAUACAUUCUUCUUUCUGAAUAAGACUGUGACAAAUCUUGCACUAGGAGAGUGGCAGAUGUUGAUGCAAAUCAGGUCUCUAUUUCUUGCACUGAUGUGGAAAAUCCAGUGUGUCCUUGGCAGUCUGAACCAGUGGCAUUGCAUGGAGAGUUGGCACUGCCACGGGGAGUUAGUCGUGAACGGCUCUACCUAGCUCAACAGGGAAGAGCUAAGUAAAAUAAAGUUCUGCAGUGGAGCAUGCAGAUUUCUGAGCUGUUCCUUUUCAUGGUAGUGGCAGAAUGGAAUGCCAGGAAUUCCUACUUAGCCUUUUUCUUCACUGCUGUUUCUGGGUUUGAAGCAGAAAGCCAGCUCCUAUUUUCUAUGGGCGUGAACUGUCGUGGCAGAACAAGGCUUGUUCUCUUACAGUAGGUAGUAGAGCCCAUGGCUUUCUCUGCUUAAGCUGCUAUUAUGAACUGUUUGUCCUACUCUGGGUAGCACAGUCUGAGUGCUUCCCUGCACCACCACCUUUUGUUCUCCUGCCUCCCUAGAGGCAGCAAGCUCUUCCUUUGUUCUCCUCACCUUACUUAUUAACACAACCUUAGAUUUCAAGCUCCCUGGGAGCACUGCUGUAGUGGAACAGGUAUGAACGGGCAAGUCUAGUGAAGGACUCAUAGUAGGGGAUAGAAACUGUUUUCCCAGUUCUCUUCCUGUUCUCCUCUAAUCUCGUCCCUGAUUGUUGUAUGUGAUUCUUGCACAGAUACAUCAUCUCCACAGAACCACAUCACUAAGAAUGUCCCAUUCAUUAACAGACUUGCUAUUCAGGAGAGGUUCCCAGCUUGGGGUCAUCAGGCUCUCUUGUCCCUGCUGAGCAAUGCCAGACCUGCCAUGCUGCAUGCGGCCACAAUCAAGUUAGGCUGGUGAGUUGGUUUGUCCAUCUCUUCGGUAAUUCUGGCUCUGCUGAUGUGCAUGCUUGCUGAGAACAGGUACUCUAAAGGCACUGACCUGUCUGCCCUGUCCUGUCCAGAAAGGCUUCUUCAAAAGGAACCCAUGAAGGUUAUAUUUAGCGAUGAGUAGUUGGGGCCCAAGUGUUAAGGAUAAGGGAUAUCCUCCAAGUUGCUCCCAGCACCAGGAACAGGCCUGGUGGAGGCAGCACCACAGAUUGCCAGGACCUGAUCAGAAUUCUCAGCUAGAUGGGAGGGUAAAAUAUUGUUCCAAGAAGGAGCAAGUAUUUCCCUUUCUUGGGGAUACGCUGCUGUGAGGCCUGAAAUCCUUCUCCCAUUACACAGGAUGUUCAGCCAUACCUACAGCCCUUGGACUUGAGUUUCUGCACUCCUUCCAGAUGGUGGUAGCUUUCAUGUCACUUGCCAAAGGCCGCCUUCAGGCAAUAGGUUCACCUCUUUGGUUUUGUGCAGUUGUUGUCUGCUGUUCCAUUGCUUUCUGAAGACUCACGUGUAUUUUUUUCCUUUUUUUCACACUUUAAAAUGUUACCUUUUUUUUGACACAUACAACCCAGCAUGUUAAAGAAAUAUUGCAGCGCACUGUUUAUUAAUCUUUUUUUCAUAUUUUGUUUUAAAAAGGGGAAUAUCUUCUGUAUUCCACUCCAGCAUGCAUCUAUAAUAAUCCCCAUUUUUAUUGUGUAUGGGAGUAGGCUGUCCAAUGAAUGCGCCUUCAGCACUGUGGCCUAUGUUUGUAUUGCUUUGGAGGGGCAAAUAAGAUUGCUGGAAAACACUAUUCCAUUGAUUCUUUAUUCACGUGUAUAGAGCAGUCCAGGAAGGAAGAGUAUUUUUGCAUCAACUUUUCAGCUGACUUAGCAAUAAAGAUUUUUACUUUCAUCUAACAAUAUAUUCUGAUUCCGUUACUGUGCUGGAGGGAAUUUGUACAAUAUCCUAGUCAAACGUAGCUAUGGCUAGCAGUAGCUGUGCUGUAGGAUCACCUUUGUUGAGCUCUGCGUGCUGCUUCACUUACCCGCCUUCCGUACAAAAGCUACUUGCAGAACACCGUGAGGGUGGAAUUCAUAAUACCAAUUAUUAGGCAGCUUUCUGCAUCCUGCCAGAGGAAUCCUGUGGUGUGAACUUGCUCUAAAUAGUACAGUACAGCUCUCUAGAAGUAGCUGCAGCAAGCAGCAAAUACAGAAUCACUGGAAGAAACAGGACCGCAGUGGACUGUCCACAUGAAUUCCUGCACUGAAACACUCAGUGCACCUAGCUCCUAAAAGGGAGGAGAAAUGAAACCCCAGAGCACCUGGUGUGUUCCUACUUAGCAUGUUUUACUUUUGUAUCUCUAGUUCCAGCAAUGUUCAUGGGUUUGGUAAUUGUGAGGAUUUUGUCAGUGGUGCUACUGAAACUGGAGAUAUAUCCAAGACAAAGCAUGUUUCUGGUAUGUUUAGUUUGGGGUUUUGGGUUUUGUUUUUUUUUUAGUAUGGAUAGAACUGGUCUGAGACCAGUGGUGGUUCCAUCUUCAUAUGGACAACACACAUAGUGGGCACUGCUCUGAAGUGACAUUUCAUUCUGAGGCACGAUUGCGUGAUUCUAGUGCUAUUUUUCUUUUCCCUGUUACUUUUUUACAGGAAACUUAACCUUUUUUU